AAAUCUGAUCCAACCAAAACAAAGUGAUGGCGGUUUUGUGGUUUUGGGUUGAAGACUCAUUUAAGAUAGUAGAUUAGUAGCAAAAUUUUAUCUCAAUAUGUGAACAUCUUAUCUCACCUUUCAGCUCAGUUACACAUUUUCACGCAUCGUAUAUUGUAGCUGUAUCAAGAAUUUCUACAUCUAGUAUUGAAGUUUAAAUUUUGACAAUCCCGUUCUAAAUUAUAGAUAGAUUGGUCAAUGGCUGCAAAAUAUUUCAUUCGCAAUAUCACUGCCGGCCUAUCUCGGGCGACAGUCAGCUCUCAAAAUGCCAUCAAGCGAUUUCCUCUGAUUACAAAUUUUUUAUUGACCAACAGACAAGUGUUCACUGCAUGCCCUGUGGGAAUUGAAGAUAAACAUAACCGCCUUGUUGUUCAUUGGAAAGAAAGCUUGACUGAUGAGUAUCCUCUUGUUUGGCUGAGAGAUAACUGCCAAUGUUCUUCCUGCUUUAAUCAGUCAUCUCAAUCCAGAACAAUUAAUUUUUCACAGUUCCAACUAAACCAAACAUUGAGGCAUUUGGCCAUUUCUGAUAAUAAUGUGGAGAUACACUGGGAGGAUGGUCAUAAAAGUGCAUAUGACUUUAAAUGGCUGAGACAACGGAGUUUCCACCAAAAAGAACAGCAAAAUUGGCUAAAAACUAAUAAAGAACUGUAUAAAACAUGGGAUGCAGAUUGUUUUAAGAGAAUCCCAGUUUUUGAUUUCAAAGGUGUCAUGCAGGAAGACAAUAUUCUACUAGACUGGCUGGAGACUCUAGGUGUUUGGGGUGUUUGCCUUAUUAAGAAUGCCCCUCAUGGUUUAGGACAAGUGGGAUCACUUGCAAAACGCGUUGCAUUCGUCAGGAAGACCCACUAUGGUGAGGAAUUCAGUGUCCAAGCCAAAGCUGAUGCCACUAAUGUUGCCUAUACCCAAGGACAUUUACAACUGCACACUGAUUUACCGUAUUAUGAAUACAAACCAGGGAUAAAUCUGUUGCAUUGCCAUAUACAAUACAACGGCAACGGUGGAAACAGUCUUCUGACAGAUGGAUUCAAAAUAGCUGAAAAACUUCGAGAAAAUGAUCCGGAAACGUACAAAUAUUUGGUGGAAACUAAAGUGACAUGGUCAGAUAUAGGUCAGGAAAAUGGCAAUCAUUUUCACAAAAUUCACCAUGCCCCAGUGAUAUGUGAAUCAGAUGACGGAACCAUCAGACGCAUAAACUAUAGUCAACCCCAACGAGAUUCACACAUGGUUGUCCCUAUAGAUCAGGUUGAAAAAUGGUACCGUGCUCUUAAAAAUUUUUAUGACUUGGCUACCGAUGCACGUUACCUCAUCGAGUUCAAACUGAAACCAGGAGAGAUGGUAACCUUUGAUAAUCUAAGAAUAUUACAUGGCCGGACUGCCUUUGGCGAAAACCUCAAAGGUGAGCGCCAUGUUCAAGGGGCUUACCUCGAUUGGGAUGAGGCUCGUUCAAGAAUCCGUGUGUUGAAAACAAAACUUUUAGGCAACUAAGAAUAACAAUUCUUUACCCACAAACAAAACAGAACUUUUUGUAAUUGGACCGAAGGUCGUACUAGAAAUGUAGACCAUUGGCAUCCUCAUGAGGAAGGUUUGAAAAAAAAAAAACGCUCUUUAAUUAAAGAAGGGAAAACCAAGCACGCAAGGGUAAUAUAAAUAUUUCCAGUUUCAAUCGAAGCAUCAAUAGGGAAAAGGAAUUUUUCAUGAAAAGCACUAACAAAAAAGAGACGAGACUCGACAAUCGAUGCGCAUAAACCACAGAAGAUGAAAAGAGAACAAUCGUGUCUGCAGUAACAGGCAUUUUAAACGACAUGAAAAUGUCCCAAACCCAAACUUUCUUUUACAAAUUUUAAUGUAAUAUCAAACGUCAAUGUGAGAAUAAAAAAAAAAUAAAUAACAAAACUUCUGGA
Molecule: messenger RNA, 1940 nt
Organism: Daphnia magna
Lineage: Eukaryota; Metazoa; Arthropoda; Branchiopoda; Diplostraca; Daphniidae
Product: gamma-butyrobetaine dioxygenase
Exons: 8
Coding region: 238-1524 (428 amino acids)
Biological process (GO): carnitine biosynthetic process
Cellular component (GO): mitochondrion
Molecular function (GO): oxidoreductase activity
Source: RefSeq, a predicted model, not a curated record